Molecule: messenger RNA, 690 nt
Organism: Olea europaea var. sylvestris
Lineage: Eukaryota; Viridiplantae; Streptophyta; Magnoliopsida; Lamiales; Oleaceae
Product: WD repeat-containing protein 89
Exons: 4
Coding region: 79-609 (176 amino acids)
Molecular function (GO): protein binding
Source: RefSeq, a predicted model, not a curated record
CCUAAACCCUAAUUAGCUUCAGCUUUCGUCUGCCACAAACAGCUGCAAAAGAAAUACAAAACAAAAUAGAGCCAGAAAAUGGAGAUUUGUGAAGAAAUGGAAGUAGAAGGAGGGAAUUCAGUUCCUAAUUCCAAUACUUUCAAUCGUUUCGGUCUCAAAAACUCUAUCCAGACGAAUUUCGGCGACGAUUACGUUUUUCAAAUCGUUCCCAAGGAUGAUUGGACGGCCAUAGCGGUGUCCCUUUCGACAAACGCCGUGAAAUUGUACUCACCGCAAACUGGGCAGUACCUAGGGGAGUUUAAAGGUCAUUCUUCUGUGAUCAAUGAAAUUUCCUUUACUGGUCCAUCGACUUCGCAUAUAUUGUACUCUUCAUCUUCUGAUGGUACUAUCAGAGCUUGGGACACCCGGUCUUUCCAACAGGUUUUUUCUAUAAGCGCUGGUCCUUCACAAGAGGUGUUCAGCUUUUCAUUCGGCGGGGCUGACAACAAUCUUCUCACCGCAGGGUGUAACUCUCAGAUUUUCUUCUGGGAUUGGAGGACAAAGAAGCAGGUUGCUGUGUUGGAGGAAUCUCAUAUGGAUGAUGUUACUCAGGUAUGUUCAGAUUACUAGGAUUUUUCUGUUGUGUAGAAGCUUGGGAAAAGAAUUCUGUUUCUCUUGAUUAAUCUUCCAAGCACUCACUUUACGUGGACC